Messenger RNA from Microdochium trichocladiopsis, 1527 nucleotides. Its product is annotated as S-adenosyl-L-methionine-dependent methyltransferase. NCBI's taxonomy places the organism in Eukaryota, Fungi, Ascomycota, Sordariomycetes, Xylariales, Microdochiaceae. The record is from RefSeq and is a predicted model, not a curated record. The transcript is spliced from 4 exons. The coding region runs from base 229 to 1107 and encodes 292 amino acids.
UCCGCGAGAAAGUCGCCGCACGACACCACCGAGCUGCAAGUGUCUGCGUAUAUAUUCCAGCUCUCCAAUCUACGGCAUCACACUAGUCUGGUGGCAAACGUGACCAAACAAGUGAUCAAAACCCCAUCAGCAUUGCAGACCACACUCCACGCCCAAAGCCAAGCCUACAAGUACAGGCCUGUUCAAAGCACCCAUAACCGACAUCUCAGCCCUGCCGACAAAGCAACCAUGGCGAACAGCAUCACCCUCCAGAACCAGGACUACUUCAACAAGGAGGCCGCCACAUACGACUCGCGGCAUGCCGACCUGAUCCAGAGGUUGACGACAACGAUCCGGGACAACGUCGACUUUAUCGGGGCAGACUGGAAGACUUCAAACGCCACCCCAGACGGCGAGCCGGUCAAGUUGCUCGACUAUGCAUGCGGGACGGGGAUGUUGUCCAGGACCCUCGGUGACUACGUCGACCAGUGCAUCGGCAUCGACCUCUCCCCCCAGAUGGUCGAGAUCUACAAUACCCGCGCCGCGGAAGAGAACAUCCCCUCGGCAGCACGCUACGCCGUUCAAGGCGACCUCGCCGACCCGUCAGACCCCAGCCCGGCUGCCCUCACCGGCCCAGAGUUCUACGGCUUUGCCAUCGCUGCGGUGGGCGGCGGCUUCCAUCACUUCGCGCAUCCGGGCCUCGCGGCGACACGGAUCGUCGAGCGCCUCCGGCCGGGCGGCGUGCUGGCCAUCUGGGACUUCUUCCCACAUGCUCACGACCACGACGACGGCGACAACCAUGGCCAUGACCACCACGGGCAUGGCCAUGGACAUGGACAUGGUCACGACCACGGCCACCACAAGCACACCCACAACCCCGACACCACCGGGGAUGACGAGGCCACCACCACCACUACCGCGGCCCACAAGUCCGAGGAACGCGACGGAACGCACACAAUCACCAAGCACGGCUUCAGCGAGCCCGAGCUCAGGGACAUGUUCACCGCCGCCGGCGCGGGCCACGAGUUCGCGGUGCUCGACAUGGGUCACUACAGCUUCAAGAGGGACGGGCAGCGGGAGAUGAAGCGACGCAUGUUCCUCGCAAAGGGCCGCAAGGGGCGGGACUAGGGCGGCUGGUGACGGUGGUGAAGGUGGUAGUGGCGGUGCUUUCCAGGGUCGACCUCGCUCUGAGUGUAUAAAACACUGAAGACAGAGAGAGCCGGUAUCAGAUCGAGGCUUAUCAGUGACGCCUGUUGGGUUUCACCGACCGAGAUGAAUGCUGGCGAGAAGAAAAAAAGGUCUCGUAUAGAUCACACGGAGAUAUGUAGAUUUUGGCAACUGCAUGGCUCGUCUUGGCUGCCCUUCCCAACCCGGACUCAACCACUGCCCCGAAUGUACUUGAGAGUUAAGCUGAGCCCGUGAUCCAGCGCUCUAGAGCUACGACGGCGGCACGUCCAUCCGCCGACGGAACCCAGUUACAGCCUUGCGUACACGCUUUGAAGGUGGCGUUUCUUUUGUUUGGUGUAUCGUAAGAAGGCUUCAUCGUGU